Messenger RNA from Daphnia pulicaria, 2038 nucleotides. Its product is annotated as glutathione hydrolase 1 proenzyme-like. Gene Ontology annotation, cellular component: plasma membrane. NCBI's taxonomy places the organism in Eukaryota, Metazoa, Arthropoda, Branchiopoda, Diplostraca, Daphniidae. The coding region runs from base 181 to 1959 and encodes 592 amino acids. The transcript has 10 exons. Gene Ontology annotation, biological process: glutathione catabolic process. Gene Ontology annotation, molecular function: glutathione gamma-glutamate hydrolase. The record is from RefSeq and is a predicted model, not a curated record.
ACUCUUUAUCACGCAGGUUCACGCCACUUUUAGUACACGGCCCUUGCUGUCCAGAGAUAGAAAGAUUAGUCUGUUUUUGAGUGCUGGACCAGACACUUAAAUAUUCACGUUUCCACCAAUUUCAUUCCAUAAAGAUCAAGGAAUUUCAAUCGAGGAUUGCAGUGCAAACAUUUCCUAAAAAUGGCCUCCAGGAAAUCCAAAAAAGUCAUGAAAAUAACGGCUGGCACGUUAACGGUCCUCUGUAUUUUGGGCCUGACACUCGGCUUGGUCCUUUAUGGCUUUGUCAACGAGCCCGAAAUGCCUUUCGGGCCUCCAUCGUCCUCUAGACUGGGCAAAUAUCAAACAGCGGCCGUGAGUUCCGACGGCGUUCCCUGCUCCGAUAUCGGCAGGGACGUUUUGAUUGAGGGUGGCAAUGCCGUCGACGCCGCCAUCGCCGCAAUGUUUUGCACCGGAACGGUCCAUCCGCACACUUCCGGCAUUGGAGGAGGUGUCUUCAUGACCAUCUACGAUCCCGAAACUAAAACGGGCUACACUCUCGACUCCCGAGAAGUAGCGCCUCUUGCGGCGACGGAAAACAUGUUCAACGGCAACAGUUCCCUCUCGCAAAAAGGUGGACUAGCUGUCGCCGUACCGGGCGAAUUGGACGGUUUCUGGAAAGCCCACCAACGAUUUGGCCUUUUGAAAUGGUCCCGACUGAUCAUGCCGUCCGUCCUGUUGGCCGAAAGAGGAAUAACCGUCAGUCGCCACUUGGCCAACGCAGUGAAAGACAAAUCGGCUGAAAUCAAAGCCGAGCCUUCCAUGUGGUACUUCCUGAAUGGAGAAACGGGCGAAGUGUUGGCGGAAGGUGAAACCUUGAAGAGGCCGGCCUAUGCCAAAACCCUUCGAGACGUCGCCCAGUACGGCGUGGAAGCGUUUUACAACGGGACGAUUGGAGACAAGACAGUCGAGGAUAUCCGGAAGAGGGGCGGAAUCAUUACCAAACAGGAUUUAAGCCAAUACAGUGCCGAAUGGAUGGAACCCGUCAAAGUGGAACUCAAAGACAACCUUGUGAUGUACUCGAUGCCUCCACCGGGCUCCGGAGUCCUGGCCGUCUACAUUCUAAACACUUUAGACAUUUUCGCUCAAGAGAGUCAAGCCAGAACAUCCGACACGGAGCCGCUGACAUACCACAGGAUGGCCGAGGCCUUCAAACACGCCUACGCCCAGCGGGCCAAACUUGCCGAUCCUCGAUUCGAACCCGAAGUUACCGAGUUGGCAAAGAAUUUGACAUCAGAGGAAUGGGCUAAGGACACCCGGGCCAAGAUCAAUGACUCGUUCACAUCUAACGAUCCGGCCUUCUACGGAGCCGUGACGUACACUCCGGACGAUAAGGGAACAUCACACACGUCCGUUUUGGAUGGCAACGGGAUGGCCGUCUCGGCAACGACAACCGUCAAUCUCUAUUUUGGCGCCGGAUUCACGUCGGAGCAGACGGGCAUCAUCCUGAACGACUGUAUGGACGAUUUCUCGUCGCCCAACGUGACCAACGCCUUUGGAGUGCCGCCCAGUCCGGCCAACUUCAUCAAACCGGGCAAGCGGCCAUUGUCUUCGAUGACGCCCACCAUCGUCGUCAAUGCGACGACCAACAGAGUCCGUUCGGUCGUUGGCGCCUCCGGUGGCACUAAAAUCACCACUUGCGUCGUUUACACUAUCAUCCAAAAUCUGUGGUUCGGCAAGUCCAUCAAAGAGGCCAUCGACAGACCGAAAAUUCACCACCAACUGUUUCCGAUGACGUUUCAAUACGAAACCGGAUUCCCAAAGGAUAUCACCGACGAGAUGGUGAUGAAAAAUCACGUCCUGGACGAGUACCAGGGCCUGACUGCCGUUCACGGCAUUACGUUGGAAUUGGACGGCUAUAUUUACGCCAACGCCGAUUACCGCAAAGGCAGCGAAGUUGCCGGAAUCGAUCCAGUCGAUUAGAUAAAUCCAUUUGACACGUCGGAAUGUAAUAAUAAAAUAAAAUAAAAAAACAAUUGAAUAUAUUCUACUUUUGAACGUC